Alligator sinensis (Chinese alligator) is the source of this 2753-nucleotide messenger RNA. It is a transcript of the gene CLDN25, whose product is annotated as claudin 25. Gene Ontology annotation, biological process: bicellular tight junction assembly; cell adhesion. The transcript has a single exon. Bases 1710 to 2402 code for a protein of 230 amino acids. Gene Ontology annotation, cellular component: plasma membrane; bicellular tight junction. Gene Ontology annotation, molecular function: structural molecule activity. NCBI's taxonomy places the organism in Eukaryota, Metazoa, Chordata, Crocodylia, Alligatoridae. The record is from RefSeq and is a predicted model, not a curated record.
CCCUGCCUUUGCCUCCAGCACGAUGGGCCCCUCCUGGGGAGAGAGGAUCGGCCAAGGAUCCUUCUCCGUGCGGGCCUGGACAUGACGCUGGCUGCCUUGCAAGACGGCUGCUACAUCAGAGACGGAUGAGGGGAGUUGGCUUGCAGAUGCAAAGAGCGGCAGCUUUCCCGGUUCCUCCAUCCCCCACUGGCUGUGGGCCUCGGGCCACCGCGACAGCUUCGUGGGAGUCAGGUCUCCGGUCCCUGUAGCAGCUGGCCCGGGGUGAUGGAGCCACGACUGGACCAUGCAGGCGGCAUGGGUUAAUUCCCUCCUGCCCGUGAAAGGGCCGUGAGCCCCGGCAGGGGGUGGGAAAGCACCUCGUGCCACCGCGGCGCCAGCGAUAAGAGGGUUGUGCAGCCGGCGACCUUCCCACGGAGGCCUGAGCAAGCAGGCGGUGCUGCCCUCCAUGCUGGCACCGUGGGGCCCGAUGCACACCCUCGGGGUCCUGCUCCGUGGAGACGUGUUUCGGGACGAGCGACGAUGCAUUGAGCAGGCCUGCGAGGAGGGGCGAGUCGCAGGGGGCUAGGGGAUCUGGCUCCAGCUCUCUGCCGGUUCCCUCCCCACCCAGCCCCGUGCUCAUGCAGCUGCCCGUCAGCCAGUGGCACUUUCCCUGCCAAGCCCAGCCUCUCACCUCAGGGGUCCUGAGGCCCGGGGGAUUUGCGUGUUUAGUGCUUAACCCUCUUGUGUGCGGCAGCACGGGCGUCAUCGGUAUUGUCUUCAUCUGUCAGCACCGGGGCAGCCAGGCCCUCCUCUCCCCGCAGGGCCUUUUCUCCAGCCAACACCCUCCGAUGUGCACGCCUGAACAGCCUCCGUGCCACGGCCCUGCCCUGCCUUUCCCCCUGCACACAAGCCCCCUGCUUCCCCAAGUCUCCAUCCCUGCUCCUCUUCCUCCCUCUUGCUCAUUGCUGCAGCUCCCCUGCACCGGCUGGGUCUCAGCUGGGCGGGCAAGGCAGGUGGGAACGCAGCUGUAACCACUAUCCCUGCAAGCGCCCACCCGCGCCAGGGUACCGCCCAGCCUGCGCCGACAACCCAACUAGUGCCACGCAGCCCGGGGCCCGAAGCUCGGGAGCGGGAGGCACCGGGACAUCCCCUCCCACACCGGACUCUCACAAGCAACAAGCAGGAGACUCCAGCAGGCUGCAGGGGAACAGCUCGGCCGCACUUCAGAGCUGCUCGGGCUUGUGGCUUUGCGUCGUGGCCAGAAAACCACGCUGCGCGGGCACUGGCGACGGGCCACCCUGCAGAAGCUGCAAAGUGCUGCACACGCCGAGAUAUUGGCUGAUGAGCUUUGAUAGAUUGCUUCCCUAGCAUUGAAUUUCAGCUCCUCGUGUACCUCGUAUUUCCUGCCUAGCCAGGACUACUUACGGACUCUUUUUUUUUUUUUUUUUUAAAUACAGUAAAACCAACAAGACAUGAAAUGAUUGUGGCCACACCCAGGAAUUAGUGGUAUAAGCUUGAAUUUUCCCCACGCUGUUCCUCAGAAAGCUAGAAACAAAUAGCAGCUCUCUGUCAAUAGCCCGGCCACUGAAAACAGCACAUUCAUGGAAAUCCACACCAUAAAUACACAGCUCCAAAAGCGUUAAUACCAAAAGCUUCUGCUCCAGCACCUCAGCUUAUCUCAGCCCCGCCAGCGGCGGAGCCGGGGCACAGAUUACAGACGCAGCGUUAGCAUGGCUUGGAGCUGCAACAGGAAAGUUCAGCUGAGUGGCAUGUUUCUCUCGCUCUUCGGGUGGGUCUCGUCCUGUGUCACCACGUACGCGCCACUCUGGAAGAACCUCAACUUGGACUUAAACGAACUGGAGAUCUGGAACAUGGGGCUCUGGCAGGUCUGCAUCAUCCAAGAGGAAGGCGCCAUGGAGUGCAAAGCCUACGACUCUUUCCUGGCGCUGCCGCUGGACCUCCGGGUAUCCCGAAUCCUGAUGUGCCUCUCCAACGGGCUGGGGCUCCUGGGGUUCGUGCUCUCCAGUUUCGGGCUGGACUGCUGGAAGCCCUGGGAAGACAAGCCGGAGCUAAGGAAACGCCUGGUGUGUUUCGGAGGGGCCAUUUUUGGCAUGUCCGGCAUCGUGACCCUCACCCCCGUUUCCUGGGUUGCUUAUAACACGGUGCUUGAGUUCUGGGACGAGACCAUCCCGGAAAUCGUCCCGCGGUGGGAAUUUGGGGAGGCGAUGUUCUUGGGCUGGUUUGCUGGAUUUUUCCUCGUGGUGGGGGGGCUGCUCCUUCUCUGCUCCCCCUGCGCGGGAAGGACUGAGAUGCCGGCAAAACCGUUAGCAGCUCGUCACGAAGCGGCCAGGAUCCAGCGCCCGGCCAGGAUGCCACAUUGGAGCCACCCCUCACAUCCCAGAAACGCCGACCUGGUAAUCUAGGACUCCCAGCACAGAAUUGUGCACAGGUACUGGCCCUCGCGAUCCCAGAGCCAGUUCCCAUAAUGUUUUACAGGAUGAUUUGCUUAUGCAUAAGACAGUGUCGCAAAUCUUCUUUCCUUCCUCUGUGUGUUUAACUUUUACGAGAGUAACAGCUUUUUUCUGCCACACUUGCAAACUGAGCCUAGCAUUAUAAAGCCACCCAGGGGGGACCCAGAGCAGUAAAGAGCACUUCAUAUGCCUAUCCCCAUGUACCCUAUAGCCUGUCACUGAUUACACUGAAAAUUUCCGAUGGUUGCGAAUGUAUUGAUUGUAACGACUGUGCACAAUUUUGAAAGUUCCCUCUUUCACUGU